UUCAUUCGAAUAAAAGAUAACUAGCGGAGCAGUGUAAAACUUUUUCCGUUCUCGUGUCCAGUCACAUACAGUUCGGAAUCAUUGUCCUCGGUUGUUCGGUCGGUCGGGCGGUCUGUAAAAGUAAAAACAUCGUCAUAGUAGGUUCCAGGUUGUAAAAAUUAAUUCCGGCGGUGAUCCGGCCUCAUGAAAAGGUUUUUCGGGUGAAUCUUGUGGAAAUCGAGCAGGCCUCCUCUAGCUGCUGAAGUGCUUGCUGAUGGCUGAUGGUGGUGCACAAAUUGGUCAUCACAGGUUUUUUGUGUGUGGUUUUUUAGUGCUCUCGGAUUGAGAGAAGGAUACAACAUACAGGAAUCAACUCGCAAGAAAGAGAUGCAGUAGAAAAAAAUACAACGAAGAGCUCUGGAAAAUAAAAAGUUUCCCGAUGAUGAGAUUUUGUGAUGAUGUCUGUAUUUAUGAUGUGCACCCUUGCGAUUUCGAUUAAUGAAAACCAAUAUUAAUUUUUCGUAAUAUUUAUCAAGUGCAUAUAUUGAGGUGGCCUUUAGAACAACGGGGUUUGUCAGAGUGUGCUGGAAUUCCGGUGUUGACCAAUCCCUCCCGUCGGUGGAGAAAGAUUAGAUAAGCAAUCUGCCACAAGUUGUGCCAUUCAUAUUGGUGUGUGAAAAUUACAAAGGUGGGAUUCCUUAUUUUGAAAAUAUAAUCCCAGAUCUCCAUUCCACCGAUAACACGGUGGCUAAUUUCGACACGGAACUGGAGUCAAAAGUGGACAAAAUUUCACAUCACCUGGAAGAACAGCAGCCCCGUCUCCUCCAGACGACAACGGCAGCGGUGGACGGCGCUGGAAGAAGCAGAAGCAAGAGCAGGGAAGGCCGCCCGAAGAAACCAGGUGCUUCCUGAAAAAUGCCUCCACCACCGCCGCCGCCUGGGCCACCUCCACCUCCUGGGCCUCCACCUCCACCGGCGUUAAAACUCGGUGGCGGUGCACCCUCCGGAGAUGGGCGCAAUGCCCUGUUACAGUCAAUUCAGAAGGGAACGAAACUAAAGAAAACGGUCACGGUGGACAAAAGUGGACCCCUCAUUCAGGGCAAGGUCAGUGGAGGCGGCAGCCCCGCGAUAGGAAAUCACAGGGGACCUUCGGCGAGCACCACUGCCGAAAGCAAUGGAUCUGCUGAUGGAGGAAGCGGUCCAAAAUUGGGUGGUAUCUUCGGGGGACUAUCGUCAAUGCCAAAGCUGAAGCCGGUCGGCAGCAGAGGCGCACAAUCAACCGCACCAUACGCCGGCAACAACAACAAGUCACCAUCGCCAGAGAACACCCUGCGGACCAAUAAUAAUCGGUUAGCGGGUGCCAGUGCCGGUGGGGGAGGAAACGGUGGCGGUACGAUGGACUUUGCAGAUGAGCUGGCAGCCAAGUUGACGCUCAAGAAGCAGAAAAACAACAAUAACAGUAAUAACUCAUCAUCUUCGGGAAGUAACAACAGCAGCAAUCACGUGCCGGUAACGGAGAAUAACCUACGAACGAACCGAGGUCCUCCCCCACAGCCCCCGACUCAACUAAAGAACGCCAAUGAUUCACCGACGGCAGCCCAAGGAAGGAGUGGCUAUUCCAGCCAGAAGAGUCAAGCACCGUCGACGCCCAGUCCUUCGCCCUCGAACGGAUCUACCGCAUCCGCAGUAACUAGUCCCGUUGGAAGCAGUCUUCUACCAAACAGAUCAACUCUAUUUGGUGGCGGCAGCAGCAGUGGUAGUAGUAGUCCGGUUCCUCCGCCGCCAGUGCCUCAGACGCAACCUAGCGUUAAACCGGUGCCCAACUAUGGCAAACCAAACCUAGCCCCGAAACCGCCAGGAAUGCAGCUGAAUGUGAGCGGCAGUAGCAACACUUCCAAUAGCAGUGGCGGUGGAUCCAAUCGAAAUAUGGUUGGUAGGCAUCACAGUAUGAGGAGUCCAAGGUCUCCACCGGUUGCACCGAAUGGGCCUGCUUUCCCAAAUCAUUUUGGCACGUUGCGUGGACCACCUUCGAGCUUCCAGUCUUCGGAAUCCCUGUCAAGGACAAACAACCCGAUAGGUCGACCUGCUGCGCCCCCUCCCAAACCACCGGUCAUGAAGCCGCCACCACCUCCUCCGGUCCGAAGCGUAUCGAACACAAACCUUUCGCAUUUACCCCUUAGUUUGGCUCCUGAAGCACCAGAGCCGAACUUCGGUUCCGCCAAUAACGUGGUCAGUGCUGUUGCUGACGAGCUCAAAUCGAAGCUAAACAACAGCGGUUCCGCCAACAACGUUGCAACGCUCACCAGCACAACCUCUUCUAAUUCUAUAGUAUCCAACAGUCAGCUCAGCAUCGCUAGCACCAAAACCAUUAGCAGCGGCAGUAUUAAAUCAACGGCAGCACCACCGCUGCCCCCGCAUCGGACGUGCCCAGCUCCACCUCCACCGCAACUUCAAGCAAACAACACCAACAAUAUCAGCGGGGAAGCACCACCGCAACCUCCGCAGCGAAUUUCGUCUAUGCGACAGCAACAAAUGCAGCAAACGCAGUCCGGCGCCAGCAGUCCGAAUAGUCAAAGCUCAAACCUCCAUCGGAAGGAAACCAUGCUCGGAGCAACGGUAGCUGCCCCGGAGCGACGGAAAGCGUCUGUUACCCCACGACAGGAGAUUGACCUCGAAGCCAAGUAUUCUUUCUACUUCCGAAAGGUGACCGAUUUCCCGGCACCGAUACCCUUUCUCAAUGUGGCCAAAAUCAACACCAUGCGACCCCAGGGUGGUCAACAGCAACAGCAGAAACAGCAUUAAUGAUUCCAAGGCGGUUCAACCAACAGAUGGCGAACAUUGACAGUGUGAUAUGUGAUGAUGAAGGCCCAAAAUGCUCGUUUCUAUUUUUCGGCUACGCACAGUCGGGCGCUAAAUGAUCGUCCUUUGGUAUUGUGUAACAGGCUAUGCGUGGAAAGUUUUUUUGAAAGCUCCAUCGGGCGAUUUCCACGUAGCAUCUGGUUUAGGGACUCUAAGUGUGAGCUACUUAAUCACACUAACACCGCAUUGUGGGCAAUAGCAGCUGAGAAAUCUAGUACAUUAAGAUUCAGUUAUAGAGGAACACACAUUACAUAAAUGUCACGCUAUCAAUGAGUCAUAUCAAAGUUUACACACAAUAGAUAUGUAUAGCAAACCUCCUCCUUAUACCGAACGAAACCCAACCAGCAGCAAACCAACAGAAUCAUUUUAUUAGGAUAUCUUUUCCAAUGCAACAGUAGGACAACUAUUGUAUUUGUGUAUAGGUAUAUGGUCAAUCUCUUAUGACUUCUUUCAACUAUACAAAAUGAAUAAUACAUUUUUUCGGUUCUAUGAACAAAAUCAUAAACAAACAUAGGUCAAGCCAAUUGUCCUUAUAACCGUUGACUAGAAAUCUAAAAGUAAUGAGCAACACAAACUUUGUGGCAUGGAAACAAUAACACACAAAUCUUUAGGGAGUUGUAUUCGAAGCAAAUAUAAUGUUGAGUAAAACUAUUUCGAUCGUCAAGCAAGCAAACAAUCCGCAUCGCAUCGCGAGAAGGAAAAUCUUUAAGCAUCGUUACGCGUAAAGUAAUAAUCUUUAUUAAUUUUAUUGUUAUUUUUUGUACAUACUAUAAAUAUAUUUAAUCCUUCUGAUGUUAGCAAUAAAGAAGAGAAAGAUUUUAAUCUAAUCGAAUCAGAAA
Uranotaenia lowii is the source of this 3677-nucleotide messenger RNA. RefSeq names its product WAS/WASL-interacting protein family member 2 (gene Vrp1). Gene Ontology annotation, molecular function: actin binding. Lineage: Eukaryota; Metazoa; Arthropoda; Insecta; Diptera; Culicidae. The record is from RefSeq and is a predicted model, not a curated record. The transcript is spliced from 9 exons. The coding region runs from base 895 to 2781 and encodes 628 amino acids.